Messenger RNA from Copidosoma floridanum, 1318 nucleotides. RefSeq names its product pre-mRNA processing factor 38 (gene Prp38). The record is from RefSeq and is a predicted model, not a curated record. Lineage: Eukaryota; Metazoa; Arthropoda; Insecta; Hymenoptera; Encyrtidae.
CGCACUUUUGUAUCUUGUAUCUUUCAGUGUGAGUGAGACAGGUGUAUCAUUUUAAUGCGUUGAGUUGAGUGGAGAACGCCGUACGCCGAACGGCGUUCACUCUUUAAUUUCAGUCUGCUUCUGCUCCUUUUGCUUUGUGUUGAUGACGAAAUGCCUUGUUGUGUAUUGUUUUUCUGUGUACAAGGCAAGGUUAUGUAAUUAUAAAUUGUUUCAUACAUAGUUUAUAAUUGAAAAAACAUGGCCAAUCGAACAGUUAAAGACGCGAAAUCGAUUCGUGGUACGAAUCCUCAGUAUCUGAUCGAGAAGAUCAUUAGAUCCAGAAUAUAUGACAGCAAAUACUGGAAAGAAGAAUGUUUUGCUCUCACGGCCGAACUUCUGGUCGACAAAGCCAUGGAGUUAAGGUUCAUAGGGGGUGUUUAUGGUGGCAAUGUAAAGCCCACACCGUUCUUGUGCUUGAUCCUCAAGUUGCUUCAAAUUCAGCCAGAAAAAGACAUUAUAGUUGAAUUUAUCAAACAGGAGGAAUUCAAGUACACCCGAGCACUAGGUGCAUUUUACAUGCGUUUGACAGGCACGUCUUUGGACGUUUAUCGUUAUCUGGAGCCUUUGCUACAUGAUUACAGAAAAUUGCGAAAGCAAAAUAGGGAAGGAGAAUUUGAACUUUUGCACAUGGACGAGUUUAUUGAUGGUCUCUUGCGAGAUGAGCGAAACUGCGAUAUCAUAUUGCCCAGAAUUCAAAAGAGGCAUGUGCUCGAAGAAAACAAUGAACUAGAGCCCAGAGUAUCUGCACUGGAUGAUGACGACGAAAACAUGGAGAGUUCAGAGGAUGAGGAACUGGCUAUUCCACCUAGCGAACACAUGAAACGGAUAGAAGAGUAUGAAAGAGAGAGAGAUCGUUACCGAGAACGAGAGUCAAAGAGGCAUUCGCGUUCGGACAAAAAGGAUCGAGGUCGAUCUAGGAGCAAGUCUAGGUCUCGAGACAGACGAGACAGAGAAAGGAAAAGAGAGAAAGAUAGACACAGGGACAAAGGUCGUCGAGAUAGGGAAAGGGACAGAGAAAGAGAACGUGAUAGAGACAGAGAACGCGAUAAGGAAAGGGACAGAGAUAGAGACAGGGAUAGGAGAAGAGAUCGUGAUAGACGCUGACGUGAUGUUAGUCAAAUUAAUUAAUUGUACAACUAUUUUUACAGUACUAUUUUGUACAAUGAUAUUUUUGUAAAUAGGCGUAUAUAUGUAUGUAAGCAUAAAGCAAUGUAAAACUUCAAAUAUUAAUAAAAAAAAAUUACCUUACAAUUGUAAAGUAUUUCUAUGGGAAAAUUAG